GCCGGUUCACACACUCCAACCAACUCACGGGUACAACGAGAUCGCUGGGCUGGGACCCGCCUACAGCACACACACCUCGUUCCCCUUUCGCCGCCAUGGCAACACGCACAGGAGACGACGAGUCGGGGAGCUCUGGAGCAGAGGGUCGAGCGCCCAGGAAAUUCCACGACCAUCCCUUGCGGAAGGGCAGCGCGCAGAUGGCGCCGGGCAGCAGCAACACGUUUGCCGGGCGCCGUCGCUCGACGCUGCGCGAGCACAAAGCACCUCUGGGACCUCGCCCGCUGGAUCAAGGUAGACGCAGGAUCGUCAGCGGCUCCACUGCGGCUUCCAGCAAUGCCUCUCGACUGCCAACGUCCCAGAGCGACGACUCCUUCCCGCCUAACUCAACCGGAAGCAAUCCGCGCUUCAGCUUUGGCCGGCUUCCCAAUCGGGUCGAGAGCACCGGCUCUUUCGACUUCCUGCCCUCGGCCAACUUUGACGACCUGCACGAGAGCAUUACUUCGGCCGACCUGAGCGACUUCCCUGUCCCUGGCGGCGGUCGGGGCAUCUUCGCGCACCACGACCCUCCCCACCCCGACUACUCCCUCGAUCCCGACGACCUCGACCCUUCCGACAACCCCUCCAUGGCCGCCGAGGACAGGAAGCUGCAGGGCAGCCGGGCCGCCAGCAGCGCCGGCCGCACCACCUCGUCGUCGCGCCAUCAACCUAGUCGCAAUGACGUGAACCCAUCCCCCAUGGCUCCACCCGCCGCACUGCCAUUGUCGGCUCGCAACCGUCGCCAGAGUCAGUUCCCGGGGCCCGCUCCUGUCCCCGAAUCCGCUCCCUUCUCCGCCACCGCCGCCCGCGGCCCUCGCAAGUCGCUGGGCCCAGGUCUCCUAUCCGGCGCCGACGCCGCUGGAACUGGAUCAUAUGUGCCGCGGAGGGACUUUUCACACGGCCAUUUGGGCCGCAGCGGCUCGAAUUCGAAGCCAAGGAGAGGGACGUUGGUGCCGAGCUAUAGUUCGUCCGACGUCCCGCGUCUCUCCAACAACACGAUGCGGAGCAACAAGGCAAAGUCGAUGCUGCAGCCUUCGGGUACGAGCUUCGACCCGUUGGGCGCCAACACACGUUCGCCGGCAAAAACGCCGCGGGCAAUUACUCCAUCCAAAAGGCAAUCGUUGCAUCACGCUGGUGGUUUGGGUGCCCGCACCAUUAGCCCGACCGACGCGAGAAGGUUGAAGCGCCUGUCCCUGCAUUCCAACUCUACUACCACGCGAACGCCUCCUACGCCUCAGCCAGACUUGCAACAGGAGCCGCUACCCACGUCGUACAGCCCAGCCCUGGUCUUUAGGAAAAGCGUCACUCCUUCAUCUGCGCGAGCCACGCCAGACAAGUCCCUCGCCCCAGCGCCGCCGUUGUCGAAUAGCUCUAGCUUCAGUUCUCUUCGGGGCAAUGGCAGUACGUCCGCUCGUUCUAGCCAGAUCCUGUCGGGCUCACGACUGCCCACACCCAAGUCGAGAAACGUGCACAGUUCCGCGGGCCCGGAGCCCGAGGAAGACGUCCCGCCGGUACCAGCCAUUCCAAAGGUGUUCGAGUCCCCAAACACUGAAAUUGACCAGCCUGUCUAUCCGGUGCGUCAAACGCCAGCAACACCGGCGGAGGAUGCGAAUUGGGCGGCAGUGGGCGGAAGCAACACGGAUAGCGAGACCACCAAGCCUUCGCUCAGCAAGACCGCGAAAGCGACUGACUUGCCGGCAAAUGAUAAUAAGAAGCCACAGGGUGGUAUUGCUGGACGGCGCGCAAGAGGCAUGACCGUAGGAGCAAGCUCCGAUGCCGACAAGCGGGCGCCUGCUACAAACGUAGGGAAGAAGAAUUUGCAGCCGCUAAGGUUGCCACCCCUAAAUCUGCUUCCCCUAAGCACGCCGACAACUGCGAAGAUCUCCACGUACCGUCAACCUAACGAGGAGGUCGAUCCCCGGGAGACGACUACACCGCCACCCAAGAGGGCUACGAAGACGCCGAGCACUCCUAUGACGGCCUCAAAAGCCACCUUUUCACAGGCAAUGAGCGAGAGCACGCCCGCCAACCCCGAAUUGCGGAGCGCCACUUCUCACUUCCACCUAAGAUCUACCGAGACUCCCUCAUACCCUCCACCACCACCUAUGCCGCUACCUGUUUCGACACCUGCAGAUGGUAUAAGGGCUGCGAACACACCAUAUUCCUCGCCUGUUCAGCCCAAAAACGACGAUGAUACGAAUGAUUCUCAGUCUGGGUCUGCUAGCGAGGGCCGGUUUGGUACUGUUGACGAGAUGCCGCAGAAUACAAGAUUGAAUGGUCCGCGUGCGCCGGCAAACCAAGUUGGGCAAAAGAACGAUGCAUCGUCGACCACGUCAACAGAACCGGAGACCCCCUCCUCUGGAUCAUCCUUGCGGCGGAAGCUGAGUAUGGGCUGGAAGAGAAGCUCUUCCAAGAGCUCACACAGAACCCAAGCAUCUCAGAGCAACAUCAAUUCCCAAACCACUAGUGAGCAGCCUCCGCAGCCGCCGAAACACAACGAGAUGCCUGCCCCGAAGCUUGCUCCUUCUUCGACGUGGAAUGGAACUUCUACUUCUACUCAAAGCCCGAGCCCGCUAGUAAAGCCUCGGCCUUCCGCAGAACACGCACCCCGGAGAAAGCCCUCUGGAGCACUGUUUGCCACAGACGCUCAAAAGGAGCAAACAAUAGGGACAUCAAAGGUUGCUGGACCGCCAAAGACAGCUAGUGUUCCAUAUGAGCAAUCUUCUGGUCCCACCACAAGAUCAGCUUCAAGCUCUAUGAUGCAUAGGAUGCUCGGCUCGAAGAAUUCUACCAGCAUGCUCAAGUCGCGCAACACAGACCCCAAUAUGGACAAGGAUGAUCUUGCGGCAGAUGAAGAAAUGAGGAGAUUAGGCUCAAGGCGGAAAGACUUCGAAGCGGCCGCCAAGGAGUUGGACGAACUGCGCAGGCGGGCCAAGCCGCAAGAGAGGGUGUUACCGGCGCAUGCUCUUCAGAUGGUUCCAUUGAACAUCUUCGAGCGUGGCGAGAUUAUCGACUACAAGGAGAUUUACUUCUGCGGUACGAAAAACGCGAAGAAGCGCAUCGGAGACUUACAUUCAUCGACGGCCAACUUCGGAUAUGACGAUGAUCGCGGCGAUUACCAGAUCGUCUUGGGAGAUCAUCUGGCUUACCGAUACGAAGUUGUUGAUGUGCUUGGCAAGGGCAGUUUCGGUCAGGUCGUACGCUGCGUAGACCACAAGACAGGCAAGCUCGUGGCUAUCAAGAUCAUCAGGAACAAGAAGAGGUUCCACCAACAGGCCCUGGUUGAGGUCAACAUUCUGCAAAAGCUGCGUGAUUGGGAUCCGGAAAACAAACACAGCAUGAUCAACUUCACGCAGCACUUCUACUUCCGCGGUCAUCUUUGCAUCUCCACCGAGCUUCUCGGCAUGAACCUUUACGAGUUCAUUAAAGCGCACGAAUUCAAGGGCUUUUCCUUGAAGUUGAUCCGUCGAUUUGCUAAGCAGAUCCUGAGCUCGCUCUGUUUGCUUAAGACUAAACGGGUCAUCCACUGCGAUUUGAAGCCGGAAAACAUUCUGCUGGCCCAUCCUCUGCAAUCAGAGAUCAAGGUCAUCGAUUUCGGCUCCAGCUGUUUCGAGAACGAGAAGGUCUACACGUACAUUCAAUCCCGCUUCUACCGCUCUCCGGAAGUUAUCCUGGGCAUGAGCUACGGCUUGCCAAUUGACAUGUGGAGUUUUGGAUGUAUCCUGGCGGAGUUGCUCACAGGCUCGCCGAUUUUCCCUGGUGAAAACGAGCAGGAGCAACUCGCCUGUAUCAUGGAGAUCUUUGGUCCGCCUGAGAAGCAUCUCAUCGAGAAAUCCUCCCGCAAGAAGCUCUUCUUCGAUUCGCUGGGCAAGCCGCGUGUCACGGUCUCUUCGAAGGGCCGCAGGCGCCGUCCAAGCUCAAAGACCCUCGAACAGGCUCUGAAGUGCAACGACGAUGCUUUCCUCGACUUCAUCACGAGGUGUCUCAGGUGGGACCCUGACCGGCGUCUCAAGCCUGAGGAUGCCAUGUACCAUGAGUUCAUCACUGGUGUCAAGCGGCCUCGCGUUCCAAUGGGCCGACAGACUGCCAAUAGUGCCAGCACGGCAUCUCCGGUCAAGCGCUUCAACACUGUCUCGCAAACUCCCGGCCGUGGCGGUACGCGGCCUUUGCCUGAACCACCCGGAAACAGUACCAAAAGCACGGGCGUUUCAGGUACAGCUGCUGCGACAGCACAAGGGGCAAACAGAAACAGUCCCCUAAAGGCUGCAGCGCCAAGACGGCAGUCAACCGUAAGCGGACUGACAAACAACUUCGGCAUGAAACGUUCGAGCAACAACACGACGGGUGGAGCGCAGACUGGUUCGCAGGGUCAGACGUCUAGCCUGCCAAGAGUUGCACAGAGAAGUGUCAGCGGAAAGCCAGACCUGGCGAGCGCCGCUGCGGUGGCGAGUUUGCGCUCGCGGUAGUACGUAUACACAGAUUCAGCUCGAAUAGUUCCCCCUCCACGCCUCCUGGAUAUAGAUGAACGAGCGUACCAACAAUUAUCGCCGUCGUAUUCGCGAUAUUUUGCAAAACCGCACGAAUUUGCGGAUUUGCAUGAGCUUUUUCUCCAUACAGGGGGGCUGGCGGCACGAGAACGAGGCACGCCUU
Aplosporella prunicola CBS 121167 is the source of this 4686-nucleotide messenger RNA. RefSeq lists its product as uncharacterized. The coding region runs from base 96 to 4502 and encodes 1468 amino acids. Lineage: Eukaryota; Fungi; Ascomycota; Dothideomycetes; Botryosphaeriales; Aplosporellaceae. The transcript has 5 exons. Gene Ontology annotation, biological process: peptidyl-threonine phosphorylation; peptidyl-serine phosphorylation. Gene Ontology annotation, molecular function: protein serine/threonine/tyrosine kinase activity; ATP binding; protein serine/threonine kinase activity. The record is from RefSeq and is a predicted model, not a curated record.